AGUUUGUUGUACUGUGCACGGUGCGCUGGUUGUCAAGAGACGCAGCAGCACUUCAAUUUCCGUACGUAAAAACAGAGCUGUUUGCCCCCAUUCACUCAAAGACCGCUUAUUACAGCAACUGCGGGUUCCCUGCAGUUCCUUUUUUUUCGAAAUAGUUAUCGAUGAUAAAGUUUUGCUAUUGAAGGCAUUCAUCUAUACUCCUCAAACGAUGAGCUCUCCGCGAAGGCCCAUCACACCCAUCGAGAUUCUGCGCAACUGUCGCGGCAAGGAGGUUUCCAUCGAACUCGCCGACGGCGAGACCGUCAACGGCAUCGUGAUGCGCACCGACAGAGCGAUGAACAUCGUCAUUAAGCAGUGCACGCGUACCGGUGCGUCCGGUGAUGCGUUCUGGAAGGCGCGCGAGUGCUUCGUGCGUGGCGCAAGUGUGAAGAACGUGCGCCUGACAGAUAGCGCGUUGACGGCACUUCCGGCGUCGAAGCGUCACAAAGGGUCGGGUGGCCGCAGUGCGCAUGCGCACAGGGACAAGGCACCUGCAGGUGGGAAGAAGCCGCCCAAGUAG
Leptomonas pyrrhocoris is the source of this 559-nucleotide messenger RNA. Its product is annotated as U6 snRNA-associated Sm-like protein LSm4p. Lineage: Eukaryota; Euglenozoa; Kinetoplastea; Trypanosomatida; Trypanosomatidae. Gene Ontology annotation, biological process: mRNA splicing, via spliceosome; P-body assembly; spliceosomal snRNP assembly. Bases 209 to 559 code for a protein of 116 amino acids. The transcript has a single exon. The record is from RefSeq and is a predicted model, not a curated record. Gene Ontology annotation, cellular component: spliceosomal tri-snRNP complex; P-body; U6 snRNP. Gene Ontology annotation, molecular function: U6 snRNA binding.